Messenger RNA from Rhipicephalus microplus (southern cattle tick), 2852 nucleotides. Its product is annotated as protein argonaute-2. Gene Ontology annotation, molecular function: RNA binding; protein binding. The record is from RefSeq and is a predicted model, not a curated record. Lineage: Eukaryota; Metazoa; Arthropoda; Arachnida; Ixodida; Ixodidae.
CAAAAGCCAAUCAAGUUCAGACGAAUCGUAUCAACAAGGGCUUCAGUCGUGGUUCUUGGAACUCUAACAAUGAAAGGAAAGUUAGCGAAAGCCAUCGCCCAGGAGGCACCAGUCAAGUGACUUCCCCGAGCCAGUCUUCCCCGUCGAUGGACGGCGCCGCAUCAACCAGUGGAACUGUUGCGUCCACUAAAGUUAGGGCGAAUCAUUUCCAGCUUAAGAUGCAGACUAAUAUAGUGUUGUACCGCUACAGUGUUGAAAUUAGGCAAGUUGACGAGAACGGGAAGACUCUGCCAGAAGGCGAGAAAGUUGGCACUUCCGCCAAGCUGCGUGCGUUCGCAGUGUUCGCCAACGCACUCGACGAUCAGCGCCCUAUUUUCGACGGACAGGAAUCAUUUUACUCGAUGAAGGACCUGCAACAGGGCCGUAAGAAAAUUGUCAGCUUGGGUGGAGAAAAAGAUAAACGACAUUAUAGCGUCCGUAUCCAUGACAGGAAAGAGCUGCAACAUUCAGGUCACUGGACAUCACUGGCCGCAGACUUUGUGCAAGCGCUUGACGUAGCCAUUCGCUGCGCCCUGUCCAAUGACCGCAUGCGCAUUGGCAGGGUCCUGUUCGGCAAAGAAGAUGACGAAAAAUUGGUAAAGCGAUUUGGUGAGACUGGUUUGGAACCCUACCGUGGCAUUCUCACCAGCGCCCGCCGGGGGCAGUCGGAAAUGUUCUUAAACGUGGACACGAUACUGACUGGCUUUUACAAGACCUGUCGACUCACCGAUCUGCUGCAGGGUUUAGGCAAUACUGCCCAGACGAUAGCUUGGCCACUUAACGAGGUUGGUGUGAAGUUUCUCAAAAGUCUGAUAGGCUUCAAGAUCGAAGUCAGGCAUCAGGGUUACACACGCGUUCGCAAAAUCGAGUCUAUCACGCCGGAAACUGCCGCACAACUAAAGCUUGGGGAACCAGAGGACUCGACAACAGAUUCAAUAGAAAAGUACUUCACUAAAUAUGGUGGGCUUCGUUAUCCUAAUCUUCCCUGCGUAAAGGUUGUCAGUAGCAGGACAUGCUAUUACCCUUUGGAAAAGUGCUUCUUGAAGUUGGGACAAAAAGGCACCAGCAAACUACCGGUUGAGUUGGCGCGUCCCAAAGAAAGGUUUGAGUUUGCCAUAAAGAUUGUAAACGAAUUGAUCGAAAAGCGCGAACAAUACUUUGGUCCCUUCGUCAAAGAGAUUGUUUCAGAACCUGUCGAGACGGAGUACAAGAUCUUGCCUAUCUUGCAGACUAGUCGCACGACGGACCUUGCAGGCGAAGUCAAGUGGAAAAUAGUGAACACGUGUGAAACCAAAGCGUAUAUUAAUGACUUCAUAAACGGUAUACGGGAGGUAGGAGGUGAAAUGGGUGUCGCAAUGUCCGAUCCCAUGCUUGAAGGGCGGCGCCCUCCGGGUAUUAAACCCGACCAAAACGACCACAGUGGAUUCCACAUCGUCGUUUUUGUUUUGAAUAGCAAGAACUCCGUUCACUACCCCCGCAUCAAAUAUUUGGCCGAAAUUAAGUACGGCUUGAUAACUCAGUGUGUCGUGCACAGCAUAAAAAUGAAAGGACGUAAUUUUCAAAUGAACGUAAUGCGCAAGAUAAAGGCAAAGCUUGGCGUCGUUGACAAAGCCAUGCCAGUCGACAAGCUCUCAUUCGAGGAUGUCCUCGUCAUGGGCGCCGACGUGAGCCACCACAGCCCCAAUGAGUCGAAGCCUUCCGUCGCCGCCAUCGUCGCCAGCAUCGAUGACUGCGCCUCUCGCUACGUUGCUGCAAUCCGCCCUCAGCAGAAGUUCAACAAUAAGAAACGCGUCGAAACGAUUAUGGAAAUGACGAGUAUGGCCAAGGAACUUUUUGGUUACUACGCAGAAAAACUGCGAAAAAAUCCCAAGCACAUAUUAUUCUACCGCGAUGGCGUUAGUGAGGGAGAGUUCCGCAAUGUUUGCGGAACGGAGCUGGCAAACUUGAAACGCGCGUGCCGGAAUGCGUUUGGUGUUGAGCCGAACAUCACGUUUGUGACGGUCCAGAAGCGGCACAGGACCCGCUUCACGCUCAAUGACGGUAACGUGCCUCCAGGCACGGUUGUCAACACGACCAUCACGCAAGAACCGGAGCGCGAGUUUUUUCUGUGCUCCCACACUCCCGUCAGAGGCACAGCUCGGCCCGCCCAUUACCGCGUGUACGUCGACGAGUGCGACCUCCCACCCGAGAGGCUACAGGAGAUCACGUUCAGCCUAUGUCACAUGUACGCUCGCUGCGAUACGCCGGUCUCCAUCCCAGCGCCAGUCUACUACGCCCACCUUGCUGCAGCUCGUGCGAGCUGCCACAUGAAGGGCAAUCCACAACACACCACGGAUCCCAUCAAUAUUGCAGAAAGCGUGAAAAAAAAGAUGUUCUUCGUUUAGGAAAGGGCCCUUUUGUCGUGCUUCUCGACGUCUCGUAACAGACGUCAUGGACUAUGGCUGCUUAGUGCACUUCAUACUUUAUUGCAGUGGUCUUCAGGCAGCCGCUCAUUUGUGUCCUAGCUACCAUCACGCAACCAAGAAACUUCAGUUGAGUGACCAUCCGAAGACCAGUGCUACCCUUGGACUGUCCUCACUUUUUAAAUAUAUCUUUAAGUUCACUUCCUUGUCCUCACUUGAAGCGCACACUCGUCAUUUUAUUAACACUCACCAUUAGUGUAGUUUUAUGAUUUCACAUCAAGCAUGUCUUUGAUCUCCAUACGCAUAAACAAGCCUUUAUAAAGACACUCUUCCAAGUGUGCCGCAUAUUGGUGUUUGUACUGUGACAACUGCCGAGGUCUUCCUCGCGAUUAAAGGCUAUAUACUGUCUGA